CACGGCGACACCAAUCCGCUAGAUUAGAGGAGGCGCGCGCACGCACAGGCGGCGCAUAGUUUCUCCAAACAAAAACUAUUGUGCGUUUUCACGCGUUUGGAGGGGUUUCGCUUUUAAUCCGGGACCGGGGACGCACGGUCUGUGAGGACUGCGAUCGCGCCGGAGAUACAAACAUUUUAUCCGCCUAUUGUCAGACUUUAUUUAAAGAGAAAGGACUAGAUGUUUUUACGGAUCAAACCCACGAAACUCCGAGGAACAACAACAACCUCAUGACUUACCUGGAACGGAUUUAUUCGACUCAAGAUCGCCUUUAGACCAUCGCGCGCAGUGGAUUAAUGCAUUUUAACGGUUUAUUUUUUAUUUUGAAAAUGUGAUUUUUCUGGACUCCAGCUCUUAGAGCGCGCGACAGCUAGAACCAGCAAUUGUCUUUGUCUGUGCAUUAUUGCAUUGAAGUGCGGAUCGCUAAAUGACUGCUACACCUCAAGCUCUCCAAUCAUAACGUGCAAAGACGAACAUGUCAACACCAUUUCCUGAUUAGACAAGAGACCGAAUAGUGUUGGAUCGCAAUGGGAACGCAAUAGCGGUUGCGUUCAUUUUAGCCCCGUUUAGACAUCAAUCGCGCGAAAUCUCCCCUUCGUCGACCGACCGGAGAAAGACACCGGCUAUGUCCUUCUUUAAUUUCCGAAAAAUCUUUAAACUGGGCGCAGAGAAGAAGAAGAAACAAUAUGAUCACGUGCACAGGGACUCAAAUCCCGAGGAAAUCUGGGAGAUUGUGGGAGAACUGGGGGACGGAGCCUUCGGAAAGGUGUUCAAGGCUCAAAACAAGCAGACUGGCAUUUUUGCUGCUGCGAAGGUGAUCGACACCAAAAGCGAAGAUGAGCUCGAGGACUACAUGGUGGAGAUCGACAUCCUGGCGUCGUGCGAUCAUCACAAUAUCGUCAGGCUGCUCGACGCGUUUUACUACGAGAGCAAGCUGUGGAUCCUGAUAGAGUUCUGCGCCGGAGGAGCCAUCGACGCCGUCAUGCUCGAGCUGGAAAGGCCCCUGACGGAGCCACAGAUCAGGGUGGUUUGUAAACAGACUCUGGAUGCUCUUCAGUAUCUGCAUGACAACAAGGUGAUCCACAGAGACCUGAAGGCUGGAAACAUCCUGCUGACCCUCGACGGAGACGUCAAACUGGCGGACUUUGGAGUGUCUGCCAAGAACACAAAGACCGUCCAGCGAAGAGACUCCUUCAUCGGCACUCCUUACUGGAUGGCUCCAGAGGUUGUGAUGUGCGAGACAUCUAAGGACAGGCCGUAUGACUAUAAGGCUGAUAUCUGGUCUCUAGGAAUCACUCUGAUCGAGCUGGCCCAGGUCGAACCGCCCAACCAUGAGAUGAACCCAAUGAGAGUUCUGCUCAAGAUCGCCAAAGCUGACCCGCCUACUCUCCAGCAGCCUUCAAAAUGGUCUCCUGAGUUUAAUGACUUCCUGAAACAUUCGCUGGAUAAGAACGUGGACAACAGGUGGAGCACAGCACAACUUCUUCAGCACCCGUUCGUGAGUAGAGUGACCGACAGCCGACCCCUGCGGGAGCUCAUCGCUGAGGCCAAGGCAGAGGUCACAGAGGAGAUAGAGGACCUGAAGGAGGAAGAGGAGGAAGAAGACCAUGAAGGAAACCUGCUGCUUCCUGGACACAAACGCGCACCAUCUGACGUUAGCGUUGGAAGCUCUGAAGACGAGAAGCUUCCACAGUCGCCAUCCACCUUGGAGUCUGUUCCUGAGAAGAUCGAGGAGGUCGCUACACCCAAACUGCCAGAUAAUAAUGGUAUAACUGAAAUAAAGAAGGAGGAAGAACCUCUGAAGGUUGGCGAGAACCACAUUAAGGACGUAACAGAACCUGGAUCUAAGGAACAAGCUGUGGAAGUGUCUUCAAAGGAAUCUCAAGAACCUAAAGCUGAAGAGAAUCCUGUAGAACCAGAGACUCCUGCUGAUACUGUAGUCCAAACAGAGGAGCAGAGAGCCAAACCUGAUGGAGAGAAACUGGAAGAGGAAAAGGUGGCGGUGGGCAAUGGGGAACUCAUAAAGGAAGAGUCUGCAUCAGACAUUUCUUCAUUGGAGACACCAACAGAACCUGUUAAACAAGCUGUGCCUGAUGAACCUAUUCCAACAUCUCCACUGAAAGAAGAGGAGAGUGUUGAGGAAAAGGUGAAACCUGAACUGGUGGAGAAAGCAAGCCCAGUGAAGCCCAGGUAUGUGAAGAAGGAGGACUCAGACUCUGGGAUCAGUUCUUCAGCUGACAGCAGCAGCAUAGACCUGAAUUUAUCCAUCUCCAGCUUCAUUAGCAAAUCCAAGGAGCCAGGAACCGUCUCUCAGCAGGACAACAAGAGGCAGAAAAAGACUCUGAAAAAGACACGCAAGUUCAUCGUGGAUGGUGUGGAAGUGAGCGUAACAACAUCCAAGAUCAUCACGGACAAUGACACCAAAAGCGAGGAGAUGAGAUUCCUCCGGCGUCAGGAGCUGAGGGAACUGAGGCUUCUUCAGAAAGAGGAGCAGAGAGCCCAACAGCAGCUCAGCAACAAACUCCAGCAGCAGAGAGAGCAGAUCUACAAACGCUUCGAGCAGGAAGUCUCGAGUAAGAAGCGUCAGUAUGAUACGGAGGUGGAGAAUAUGGAGCGGCAGCAGAAACAGACCAUCGAGCGUCUGGAGCAGGAUCACACCGAGCGCCUCAGAGACGAGGCCAAACGCAUCAAAGCUGAGCAGGACAAGGAGCUUUCCAAGUUUCAGAGCACGCUCAAGAACCGCAAGAAAGAGGAGCUCUCACCUAAACAUGUGAUCAUCCUGAAACAUAUUAGGGAGGAUUUAAUACAAACUCCUUGUGAGGAGGAGCAGGAGUUUCUUCAGAAGCAGCAGCAGGAUCUGGACAGCGCUCUGAAGAAGAUCAUUCAGCAGCACAAGCACGAGCUGGCCACUAUCGAGAGAGACUGUCUCAACAACAAGCAGCAGCUCCUGAGAGCACGAGAAGCAGCUAUGUGGGAGCUGGAAGAGCGCCACCUACAGGAAAAACACCAGUUGCACAAACAGCAGUUGAAAGAUCAGUACUUCAUGCAACGUCACCAGCUGCUUAAAAGACACGAGAAGGAAAUGGAGCAGAUGCAUAGGUAUAACCAGCGUCUGAUGGAGGAGAUGAAAAACAAACAGACGCAGGAGAGGACCAGACUGCCUAAGAUCCAGCGCAGUGAUGCCAAGACCCGCAUGGCCAUGUUCAAAAAGAGUCUGCGCAUCACGACCACAGGGGUCACGCCGGAACUGGAACGUGAGAGGGUCAAACAGUUUGCAGCCCAGGAGGAGAAGAGACAAAAGAACGAGCGCCACCAUCAGCACCAGAAACAUGAGGCUCAGAUGAGAGACCUGCAGACGCAGUGUGACGCCAACGUCAGGGAGCUACAGCAGCUGCAGAAUGAGAAGUGCCAUCUGUUGAUUGAGCAUGAGACUCAGAAGCUGAAGGAGCUGGAUGAGGAGCACAGCGCAGAGCUCAAGGACUGGAGAGAGAAACUCAGACCCCGCAAGAAGGCCCUCGAGGAAGAGUUCACCCGUAAGCUGCAGGAACAGGAAAUGUUCUUCAAAAUGAGCGGGGAGUCUGCAUGCCUUAACCCCUCCAACCAGAGCCGGAUCUCGAAGUUCUACCCCGUCCCGAGCGUCCACUCCACCGGGUUUUAACGCACGCUUUCACACUACAAGCACAUCGUGACUGAACCUCUGCUGCCUUGUUCACUCUGACCCCUGAUGUCAGGCAGAACGAAGGAGGGACUUCGUUGUUCCACUAAUAUACGGAGUUGUUUUUUUAAAUUAAAAGUGGAUUUUCAGUGUGUGGAUUCCCUAAACAUUUCAACAAUGGUUUAUAAUGUGAUUACAUGUGCUACUAAAUUGAUCUUUUUUUUUCUUUCGAAUCAGUGUCUUACUGAUGUGGUUUACUGUAGCGUUUUUAAGGAUUAGAUCUGCUUACAUGAAAUGACUGUUCAGCUUCGGGCUAAUUGACUUGCACUAAACUAAGCGAAUGAUUUAACCACCAAUGGUGAUAACAUUUUUGAUGGAGGUGUUCUUGGAGGUGUUGUAACAUAUCAGCCACACUGUAUGCAAAUAUCCUGACGCCACUGUGGUUUAAAGCGCGUUUGCGCGUGCACUGCUAUGCAAUGUGAACAUGCAGCCGAACGAAAUCGCCUCCACCAUCAUUAUUAUCUGUGAACCUCAAAGCAAGAGAGCUUCUGCAUAUUGUCCAUGCUACUCAUGCUCCUCAAAAACACCAAAUGGUUUUUCGAUUACGUGCGUUUUAGUUCUCUCGGACAUCUCUAGAGUGCGUUAGUGUACUUUUCAGUCAAAGGAGGGGUUUGUCCUGUAAACCGAUGUACUUUAACCAGUCAGGUGUUCUUUUAUUCUUGUAUAUCGUAGCACAUUUUAUUAGUAAUAGAUACUUUUCAUCUCAGCUUAGUUUGAAACGUGUUUACUGCAUUUACAUUCGCGCCGUCGAUCAAACGAUCAAAGCAACAUUUUAAAUCUGUGAAAAAAGGCAGAUUGUCAUUGUGAUCGCCUGAGAGCAUCGCUGUAUGUGUUUGAUUUGUACAGAGAGUGCUGUGCACCUUCUGGUAAAGGAAGUCCUCGCUCGUUUCGUUCACUAUGCCUGUUUGCAUUUGAUUUUGAGGUCGUCUUCAUUUUUUCCAAGCAUUUUCAACUCGUGAGGUAAAGUUAGCAGCAUAACAGUUUGUACUGUGUUUGUGUCAAAGAUCAAGUCGUUGUGAUUUAUAGGAAGCUGCUGUAAUUAAAACAUUUGUGGUGAA
Puntigrus tetrazona (Sumatra barb) is the source of this 4812-nucleotide messenger RNA. RefSeq names its product STE20-like kinase b (gene slkb). Lineage: Eukaryota; Metazoa; Chordata; Actinopteri; Cypriniformes; Cyprinidae. Bases 665 to 3697 code for a protein of 1010 amino acids. Gene Ontology annotation, biological process: protein phosphorylation. The record is from RefSeq and is a predicted model, not a curated record. The transcript is spliced from 19 exons. Gene Ontology annotation, molecular function: protein serine/threonine kinase activity; ATP binding.